CGCGCCCGUCCGGGCUCAAUCUGAGCCGCCGCAUGCACAUCCUGCCAGGCCAAACCCCACCUUCGCAGUGCGGCGCCUGGGAGGGCAGCUGCUGAGCUCCAACUCUGCGGCGGUGAGCAAGUAGCAGGGCGUAGUAGGGAGGUGCCCACAGAGAGAGAGCGGCGGCGAAGAAGAAGCGGAACUCUGGCCUCGCCCGCGCCAAAGCUGCUGAGGUAUCUCUUUCCUGUGCCCAACUGGCUGUAGCAUGAUGCCUUUUGGAGGGAUUGCUGCCAAGCUGGAAAGGAACCGUUUGCGGGCAGAGGGUGUAGGUGAUCACCACAACGCUGUUAAGUAUCUCGGCCAAGAUUAUGAGGCCCUAAAGCAGCAAUGUCUGGAGAGCGGCACCUUGUUUGAGGACCCCCAGUUUCCUGCAAUCCCCUCAGUCCUUGGAUUCAAAGAACUGGGGCCAGAUUCCGGCAAAACCCGUGGAGUGCGCUGGAUGCGCCCAUCGGAAAUUGUGGAUGACCCUCAGUUUAUUGUUGGAGGUGCUACAAGGACAGAUAUCUGCCAAGGGGCUUUGGGUGACUGCUGGUUGCUGGCUGCUAUUGGCUCUUUGACUCUCAAUGAGGAACUUUUGCACCGGGUUGUACCCCAUGGACAGAGCUUCCAGGAGGACUAUGCAGGCAUCUUCCAUUUCCAGAUCUGGCAGUUUGGCGAAUGGGUGGAUAUAGUGAUAGAUGAUAGGCUACCAACCAAGGAUGGAGAGCUGGUGUUUGUGCACUCGGCAGAGUGUCAAGAGUUCUGGAGUGCUCUCCUGGAAAAAGCUUAUGCCAAGUUGAAUGGCUCUUAUGAGGCCCUGUCAGGGGGCAGCACCACAGAAGGCUUUGAGGACUUCACAGGCGGUGUGUCGGAAAUGUAUGAUCUCAAGAAGCCGCCUCGCGAUUUAGCCAGGAUCAUCUGCAAGGCUCUUGAGAGGGGAUCCCUGCUUGGCUGCUCCAUUGAUAUCACAAGUGCAUUUGACAUGGAAGCUGUUACCUUUAAGAAGCUGGUGAAGGGUCAUGCCUAUUCCGUCACAGGAUUUAAGACUGUGGAAUAUCGUGGCAGGCAGGAGGCGCUGAUUCGCAUAAGAAAUCCCUGGGGUCAGGUGGAGUGGACUGGAGCUUGGAGUGACAGCUCUUCUGAGUGGAAUGAAGUGGAUCCUGAUCAGAGGGAUGAACUGCAGCUGAAAAUGGAAGAUGGUGAAUUUUGGAUGCCUUUUCGAGAGUUCAUGCGUGAGUUUUCCAGGCUGGAGAUCUGUAACCUCACCCCAGAUGCGCUGAUCAAGGAUGACUUGAGCAGAUGGCACACCACCUUGUUUGAGGGUACCUGGCGCCGGGGCAGCACAGCUGGAGGCUGCAGGAACCACCCAGCUACAUUCUGGAUUAAUCCCCAGUUCAAAAUCAAGCUCUUAGAAGAGGACGAUGAUCCAGAUGAUAAUGAGCUGGCUUGCAGUUUCUUAGUGGCCUUGAUGCAAAAGCACCGGCGGAAGGAGCGCCAAGCUGGAGGAGACAUGCAUACAAUUGGCUUCGCUGUCUAUGAGGUUCCUGAGGAGUCUCAGGGCUUCCAGAGUGUUCACCUGAAAAAGGAUUUCUUCCUGCGAAACCAGUCUCGGGCACGCUCAGAGACCUUUAUCAAUCUGCGGGAGGUGAGCAACCACAUCCGCCUGCCCCCUGGUGAAUACAUCAUAGUGCCCUCCACCUUCGAGCCUCACAAGGAAGCAGACUUUGUCCUGCGUGUCUUCACAGAGAAGCAGUCAGACACAGUGGAGCUGGAUGAAGAAAUCUCUGCAGAUCUGCCUGAUGAGGAAGAGAUCUCUGAGGAUGAUGUGGACGAAAACUUCAAGAACAUGUUCCGGCAGCUUGCAGGAGAGGACAUGGAAAUCAGUGUCUUUGAGCUCAGGACUAUUCUGAACAGAGUCAUCGCCAGGCACAAAGACUUGAAGACUGAUGGGUUCAGCAUGGAUUCUUGCCGCAACAUGAUCAACCUGAUGGAUACAGAUGGCAGUGCUCGCCUGGGCCUUUUGGAGUUCCAGAUUUUGUGGAACAAGAUCAGGGCCUGGCUGAAUAUAUUUCGCCAGCAUGACCUUGACAAGUCGGGCACAAUGAGCUCUUAUGAGAUGCGUCUGGCUUUGGAAUCAGUUGGCUUCAAACUGGACAACAAGUUGCACCAGGUGGUGGUGGCACGCUAUGCUGAUGAGGCACUGGGUGUGGACUUUGAUAACUUUGUCUGCUGCUUAGUCAAGUUGGAGACGAUGUUCAGAUUCUUCCGUAGCUUAGAUCCUGAAGGCACUGGGAGCGCUGUGAUGAACCUUGGUGAGUGGCUGAUGUUCACCAUGUGCGGCUAGAGCAGAGAUGGGACUUCGCCGGGACGACCCUCUUGGGCUGGGCUUCCCCAAGUGCCUCCCUUAUGUCAGGCUGAUGGACGUAGGACAGCCCAUCAUCCCUAUUCCUCCCUUUCACCUCCCCAUUGCUGAGCCCAGAGACUGCUUCAUUUCCCCCCCCCUUGACCCAUGGACACAACCAGUACCCUGAGAUUUCAGCUCCCUCUCAUCACUUAUUGGGGAUCCAAAAGCUCCAGUGGGAGCAGGGCAAAGAGGAAGCAGCUCUUACCCUGCUGUGAGAGCGGCUGUGAUGACGACAGACUCUCAGAAGAUUGGGGAAGUGAGAGAAAGCCACGGAUGCAUGUUGGGUCACUGCAUGUAGGCUUUAGUGUAGCUGCAUACUUAUCUGGAGGGCUGCCCUCACAGUUAUUGAAGAGGCGGGGAUGGGGUUGUGUUGCUUCCUCUCACAGUUUGGCCUCUUCCUUCUCACUGGCUGCUGCUGAUUUUGAUCUUGCAUGGAAACUUCACCUGCUCUCUGCCCUCCUAGUGCUGCAAGAUCCACUUUGCUUUUCUCUAGUCAAUCCGGUGGCAGGAUGGAAAAGGAUCUGCAUCUUUAAUUGAACUCUCCAAGAGUCUUUUCUAAAGCAAUGGAGUGGCCUCCAGAGCUAGUGCCAGAGGAGUGAUGAGGUCAGGGAUUGGCCAAGACACGCGUGAGCCUCAGUCCUCAAGAGUGCUGCCAUGCUCGCUUUGCUCAGAGCAACCGCAAAAGCGUAGGGACAUAGGCAGGUGUCUUAUCCUGAGUCAGCCCAAUGGUCCCUCUUGUUCAGUAUUUCUACACUGGCUGUCAGCAGCUCUUCAGGGUUUCAGAUGGGAUAUUCUUAACCCUAUUUGGAGAUGCCAGGGAUUGAACCUGGACCUUUCUGCAUGCAGAGCAGAGGCUUCCUACCGCUGAGCUGCAGCCUUUAUGUAUUAGUGCUGAGAGAGUUAUCUGUUGGCACCCCCAGCCUGAGUUAAAGGACUGCUCUGAUAGCCCCUUAUACAGCAAAGCACCCCCCAAAAUCCUGCAGGCAAAACAAAUGGCCCUGGCACUUGUGCCAAGAAUGGGGAGCCAUGUGUGUGUGUGUGAGGUUCUCUUUCUUCUUUGAUUGGGAAAUGGUAGACAUGCAAGCUGCUAGAGCAGGUUCGACUAAAGAGGGAGAGUACAGGUUGCAGUGCUAGGUUUUGGAAGCCCUUUUGGCUAUAAAAGCAGCAUGCAGUCUCAGUAUGAGUGGGCAUGCUGGCAAAAAAAUAAAAGGAAAAGAGGGUUUCAGGUAACGUCGUAUUUCUCCAAAUACCUAGAGUAUUAAAGUUCUUGUAUCAUUAGUACCCUGUAUUCAGAAUAGUAAUUCAGGCUUUUGAAAGCUAAAUCAUCAAAACAGGAUAGUAUUGCAACUGUGGCCAUGCUUUCUCAGUCUUUCAGUCUCAUUGUUCCAUGUUUAUUUCCAGAAGCGUUUGGAUAAGACCUUUUUUUAAAUUAAAAAUAUAGAUACAUAUACAAUUUUUGAAAAAAGUAAAGCUGAAGAGUUCAAGAUUCAGAGAGGAUCCUGCAGGCCACCUGAAGUGUCUCAUGAACUGUAUGCAGUCACCACCUACUGGAUGGCAGUACCUAGCGAUUCAGAAUGCGGGUUUCUGGCUCUGGAACCUUUUCUCGCUCUGUGCAACUGUUGACAGCACUUUCUACAGGGCUCAGUGAAAGGGCUGGGAGUACCUAAUGCUGUUGUAAGCAUGGACUUGCCUGAUCACUGCAAGCCUCCUGCUGUAAGCACUCUGGACUUUUUGUACAAGAGUAGGAAUAGUUUAAAAACGAUGAUAAUUACACAGGUUAGCAUAAUCAAAGGGUAAGGUCCCUCUUCCAAGUACUGUACCCAUGUCUGCCUCUGACUUCCUCUGUGGCCUUAGCGAAGUCCUUUUUCUGCUUUUAGCAUUUCAUUUCAUCUGAGUGGAAUAGUGGAUAUAAAUGGGAUGGCAUCUUAAUGCUAAACGGCUAUAGUGUAGUUGAAUGUAGCACUAUUCCUUUCAUGCUAUACCCCUCCAUCAGGACAGCUAAUUUGCAGUUCCAGCCCUCUUACAAGCCCUCCCACUUUGUACUGUAGGCAGCUGCUGCAGAAUUGGCUUUCUCUGGAAGUGUGGAUUACUGUCUCAUUUUGGGGUAGCUAACAGAAUAACUGCCAACCUUUGGUGCUACUCUAACAUGGAUUAGAAUAUCCACUCCCCCUUAAAAUGUGGCUUAGAAAAAGGGGGGGGCUUAUGUUGUAGUCAAGUUCUGUGAGGACAAAAGGGAGAUUUUAAAAGCCAGAAUUAUUCGCCUCUGUAGGAAAAUCACUACUGUCACUAGGAGGCAGCAACUGCAGUGUCUGACAUCAUUGGUAAGGAGGUUAUUCCUUUGAUUUACAGGUGCAAAGGCAUAACUCUACCUGGCUCCCAAAAAAAGGGUUCUGAAUUCUGUGUCCCAAGCUGAACCAUACAGGUUAAGAAAAUGUGGAUUUGCUCUGCAUAAAUUCUAUUUCAAGGGUUCAGAUUUUCAGAGGACAGGGUCCCAGAGCAAGAUGGGAGGCAAAGGCUGCCAGCGAAGAACAACCUGAGUGCUGGGUUUUGCAUAGCCACUCUGGGCUGGGGACAAAUGUCUCUGAUAGCAGGAUACAGAGGUUUGUGUGCUGAAGCCUCCGCAGUUGUUAGAAGCUUUACUCUGCCAGUGCAUUCCCAGGUUUCCCAUAUCUAUGUUCAAAACUUGCCAGAAGAAAACUGAAGAGUUUCAGGAUGCCAAAUUCACAUGCUGGAUUCCACACUUAUGCAGCGAAAUUGCAGAUGCGGAGAAUACACAUACCAGCCUUGGACAUGCUGCUUAUUCCUUUAUCUUUUGGAGAUAGAUAGAAAGGCAGGGUUUCUUUUAGCAGUAUGUUCAAACCAGCUACGCUCAAUGGAAAGGAGAUGCUUAGAAGAGCUGCUGUAGUAAAAUUAGACUUUUCAAAAGGGAGCAGUAGUGAAUAGGAUUCUACUGGUCUCUUAUGUACUCACAAUCUUUCCUGUCUAUAUUAUUCUGUUUUCUCCCAUGUGGACAUUCUAGCUUCUGGGUAAAUUUUGUUCUUGACUCCAUUCUUCAGAGCUUUCGUGUGGCAUAUCCCCCUGCCCAUCACCAACCUGACCACUUCAUGGCUCUUGUCUGUAUCCAGGCUGGUAGUGGCCUUAGUGUUUUACUGCAGGGCCCCACAACCUCCUGCUGCCUUAGAACCCUUGCGGAACAUGGCUGCCAUGAUAACCACUUCAGCUCAGAUAGCAGAGCUGCCUCCUCAGCCCGAAUUGCAACAUAUGUGAAAUAAUAAAUGAGAUAUAUCUCAAAGUACUUUUGUGCUUUUGUGAUGGUAUGGUUAAAAAACUA
This is a messenger RNA of Rhineura floridana, 5753 nucleotides long. RefSeq names its product calpain 11 (gene CAPN11). Gene Ontology annotation, molecular function: calcium-dependent cysteine-type endopeptidase activity; calcium ion binding. Gene Ontology annotation, cellular component: cytoplasm. The record is from RefSeq and is a predicted model, not a curated record. NCBI's taxonomy places the organism in Eukaryota, Metazoa, Chordata, Lepidosauria, Squamata, Rhineuridae. Bases 245 to 2362 code for a protein of 705 amino acids. The transcript is spliced from 22 exons. Gene Ontology annotation, biological process: proteolysis.